AGCCCCAAAACGAAUGGCUGAAAUUAGCAAAGCGGAGUAUUUAAAACGCUAUUUAUCUGGUCCAGAGGAAAAUGAAAAGAAAAAGAAAAGGAGAAAAGUUGUAAAACCGAUUUCAAAACAUACAAGAUCAACAAUUAUAGAUGAUGAUGUUGAUUUGAAGUCCUUACUCCCAGAAAACUUAGAAAAUACACUAGAUGAAGAUAUUGGGGAGGAUGAUCCAACCAUUGUAGCUAUUAUUGACGAACGUCCAGAUAAUAUACAACAGUUAGAAACUUAUAGACAUAGUGAUGGUCGAUGGAAGACACUUGGAAAAGAUGAUGAUUUUGACCCAUCGUUAUUGAAGAGUAUGAAAGAUGAAGACAUUUUAAAAAAUACAAAAUCAUUUUUCAAGAACAAAAGGGAAAGUGAAAAUAACAAAAAAUCUAUUUCAAGACAAUCUGAUCUUCCUAGAAGAAAACGACAUGAUUCAGAUUCAGAUAAUUCAUUACCAAGGAAACAGAGGCAUGAUUCAGAUUCUGACCAAUCAUUGCCUAGGAAUCAAAGGCAUGAUUCAGAUUCUAACCAAUCGUUACCAAGGAGACAGAGGCAUGAUUCUGAUUCAGAUACAUCACCACCAAGAAAGACCAAAACCUUAAUAAGUAAAUCUGGUUCAGAACCAAGAAAAAGAUUAGAUUCAGAUGAAUCACCUCCAAGAGGGAGAAGGAAUGCUGGUCACUCACCACCAAAAAGGCAAAGACAUGAUUCAGGAUCUGACAAUUCACCACCUAGAAGGAAAAGACAUGAAUCAGGGUCUGACCAAUCACCACCUAGAAGAAAAAGACAUGAAUCGGGUCCUGACAGGUCACCACCCAGAAGAAAAAGAAAUGAUUCAGGAUCUGACCAGUCACCACCCAGAAGGAAAAGGAAUGAUUCAGGUUCUGACCAAUCACCACCAAGAAAAAAAGAUAAGAUGAGUAAAACAUUAUCUGGUAAAAAAGCUGGAUUACAAAGUGCUAAAGAUAUGAAAAUGGAGGCAGAGAAGAUGAAAAAGAAAGAAGAUGAUGCUUUUAAAAAGAUCAGCAAUGAUGCUCUAGGAAGAAAUGCAGUGACAGUUUUCAGAGACAGAAAAACAGGAAAGAGAAGGAACAUGGAAGAUGAAGCAGAAAAAAAUGCUGAACAACUUGAGAAAGAAAGAAAAAUGGCAGAAAAAUAUGAAAGAUGGGGAAAAGGAAUGAAACAGCAAGAACACCAACAGAGAAAUGUAGAAGAACAUCUACAUGAAGUGUCUAAACCUAUGGCUAGAUUUAAAGAUGAUGAUGAUUUAGAUAAACAUCUAAAGGAGAUAACCAGGGCAGAUGAUCCUAUGCUUAAAUUCUUAAAGAAAAAGAAAUCAAAAGAUGUCAAGAAAAAAGAAUUACCCAAGUAUAAAGGACCACCUCCACCUCCGAACAGAUUUAAUAUGAUGCCAGGCUACAGAUGGGAUGGUGUUGACAGAUCUAAUGGCUUUGAGGCUAAAUACUUUGCCAGCAUAUCCAAUAAGAAAGCCAUAACAGAGGAUGCUUAUAAAUGGAGUGUUGAGGAUAUGUAGUGGAAUGAAGUGUUGAUUUACGUUGGAAGAGGCAGCUAAUGUGUUUGUUAUGUCGAUGGCAGCUGUGUAAUGAAGAAAAUGGUUGCUGGUUGAAGGGUAUAUUGAUAGAAAGGUUCAAGUGUUAAUGGAUUGUAUCAGUCAGGGUGACAAAGUAGUAGUGUGGACAAUUAACCUUUCAAGUUCAGGACUUUAUGAAACAGUCCCUUUAUUUGUCAGAUGUUUUUGACAGUAUCAGGUUAUUGCUUAGAAUUGUAUUGCUAUGCUAAUUAAUCCCAAUAUAGUUUCAAUUAUGAGGCAACCACAACAAGAUAUACUAACUGGAUGUUUGUUACAGAAACAACAUAUUUAAUCACAUCUUAAAUUUGAUUGUGAAAUAACUUGUGUAUUUUUUUCCUAUGAAUUAUACAUGUAUAUUUUGAAUGAUGUAUGGCAAACAUAUAUUCUACUAUCCUAUGGUGUUAUAAGUUCACCACAACAAACUAGAGGAAGAAAUACUGGACUUUAUAUCCCCAAUGUCAAUUUUUUGUGUGGAUCUUAUGUAUGAUAAUAUACCAAAGAUCUGAAAAAGCUUUAGAUAUCUUUAUUAUCAAGGCUGUCCCAGGGUGAA
Molecule: messenger RNA, 2174 nt
Organism: Mytilus californianus (California mussel)
Lineage: Eukaryota; Metazoa; Mollusca; Bivalvia; Mytilida; Mytilidae
Product: BUD13 homolog
Exons: 6
Coding region: 14-1567 (517 amino acids)
Biological process (GO): mRNA splicing, via spliceosome
Cellular component (GO): RES complex; U2-type spliceosomal complex
Molecular function (GO): RNA binding
Source: RefSeq, a predicted model, not a curated record